This is a messenger RNA of Aspergillus pseudoviridinutans, 2754 nucleotides long. RefSeq lists its product as uncharacterized. Bases 1 to 2754 code for a protein of 917 amino acids. Lineage: Eukaryota; Fungi; Ascomycota; Eurotiomycetes; Eurotiales; Aspergillaceae. The transcript has 2 exons. The record is from RefSeq and is a predicted model, not a curated record.
AUGGCUUCUCCAGCAAAACGGGGCGAGGCCCAUGUGAGCUCAUUGCCUCAGCGGUCGCCCGAGUUCAGCUGUUUGGAGAUACGAGGUACCUGGAAUGGCGAUGAGCUUGAGCCGGUAGUCCUUAGAAUCUCCCUUGAGGUUCGAUGCGUCCCAAACACACAACUUCAGCUUCUCAGCACCAGAUCUGCAAACAUAUCUCUCAUCAAGACCUUCUCCAUCCGCCUGCGGUCUAACGAAUGGGGCCAAGGAAACCAGUCGAGUGACAGUUCGCCUCAAAGCCCAUUGUUCGCUUUUUCCGCACCAGAGUCUGAUGACGGUACCACUUCUUACAACUCCCGCACUCCAGAGGGAGAUCUCUUUACCGCAGCGAGAGAAUCCCCAACCAGCUCUCAGGAUGCAACUGUGUUUUCUUCCGUUGAAAGUAUCGCAGACUGCGGCAACGACGAGGAACUUGAGCCCUCGUCACACCUCUUCUCCUCACCACCCGAUCUCUCUUCUGAACUUCGCUUGAACGUUGCAGAUUGUGCCGAUUGGAUCAAGACGCAGAACCCAGGUCGGAAGAGGAGUGCAUCUGACGCAUCCCUUACUGAUUCUGGGUCUGAUUCUGGCGGUGUUAAAUCAGCCUCGGAGCCUCAUAAGCGAACUCAAAAUGCAAGCGAGGGGAAGGAAAGAACGCUCCAGUCUUCAAUUCAGUCUUCAGAGCGAAACUCUCCCAGGAAACAUUCCAGAACACUUAGCAUGAUCCCAAAGCCCGUAACUCGGCUGGACAAGGACAUGGUGAGAGGAACAGUCUCUAUUGCAGCCCCAAAUGCGUUGCAGGAUACAUCAACCGCUGCGCAUAGUAAACAGCCUACUGAAGAGAGAGAUGCUCCCACACCAACCCAGGCCAGUAUGACUGAAACAUUCCGCAGAAAGCGGGGAGACCCAGACUUCAUCGUCACGUCGAUUUCUGAGGAAUUUCCAGGCGCUUUUGAAGCGAAUGAACCGGUAGCUGCAGAGGUCGCUAAGGGCACAAAAUCUAACUCUGAAAAGGACUUCCCUGUGUCAGCCCUUGGCAUGCACGAUGUCCUAGAUGGUCUUUGUAUUCAAACCGAGCCCGAGGGUCCGACAAUCACCAUUGACCAACGUGUUGAGCCGGAAACAUUGAGCCAUACAUCCCAUCGAGACAUGACCAAAACCCCAGUUCCCGAGCACGAUGAUGCGGACCAAACUCUGGCGCAUGGUCCUAAUGAUCACCUAGCCUGUGACUUGGAAGACUACCAAUCGUCCAUGAACGAGCCCAAGCUCGACUUUGAGGAUGGAAUCCUCUGCAUUCGAAACCCCGAAAAUGUAAGGCCAGCAAUCUACAAGUUCACCGUGACUGUGUCUGUCCUUCUUGAGAAAGACAAGUCGAAAGGAUGGAGUAAUCUGGUCAUUCCUGGUCUUCCUAGGAUGAGGGCUGGCGAGAGUGGAUUUUUCCUAUUUCAGAUCCCUGAGAACCAUGGCUUAGAGUUCCGCACUACCAACUUGCAGCGCUACAAGAUUGUGGAGAACUGCUUCUUCGCUGAAUUCGUCAACCACGGAGACCUUGUCGUUCCUUUACGGGUCUGCGACCAGAAAUUCUACGGCAUUGUCAAGGACUUCACCGUGGACCAGGAGAUUCGAGCCGACCACCAAGUCAUUGCCAGCGCCGAUCAUGAGGACAAUGGCAUGCAAGCGGAUGUGAUAAUAAAUUACAUUGCGAUGUGCUCAUUGAGGCUGCAUAAUCGCUGUUUCUGGGCGGAAAAGUGUUGCUUCUUCCUACGUUUGGAUGGCGGGCCUGACGGUCGUUUUCAUUGCCGGCUUGAGCCUCAGGAGACGGGCCUGCAGAUGAUCAACUUGGAAAACAAAGGAAUUCCAGUCGGAGUUUCUUACCUCCAGGUCAUUUGCUCUCCCAAAGAUCUGAAUACAUUUGGUGUGGCUUGGAAGGUCAAACUUCCUGGUCAACAAGCUAUAAACUGGCUACCACGGAUCUAUCCGGUCUCAUCAACCACUUGUGAGAGUAACAGGAACAAUCUUCGCCAAAUAUUUACUGAGCUGGAAGCGGAAUAUCGCAAGGAAACAGCACACCAACUCGCAAAGGUAGUGGAGUUCGAUCGGGAAGAUGUCCGGGGCCAGCACAACGCAGAUAACUCGGAAGAUCGCGAAGAAGAUCUUGUUCAGUCAGGAAAGGAUUUCUUCGACGGACCAUUUCCGCCUGAGGAAAAAGCCCAGAUGUUGAAGACGUCAAUCGCGAACGUAGUGGUUGACUCCAUGGCAUAUUGCAUGCAAAGCUUAAUUAUAAGCCUUUGUAUCUCGAUGAUCUGGGUGAUCCUCACGUCUUAUCUCGAGCUCCCUCCUUGCCCUAGCGUGUCGAACUGUACUUUGAGCAAAACAUACACGAACUUGACUGCUGCAAACGGCGAGCUAAUCGGACUAGGUUUUCCAAGCGAUGAAGACUGGGAAUCUCGGCCUGAGCUAUUGGAUAAUGAGCUUGCGCCAGAGCGAGCCAUUGCGAGCGACACGCCAGAGAUCAUUCAAGAGACUUACAUGGCAGGCGUCGGUUUAAGUGAUCUGGAAUCUGGACUUGCGGAUCGCGGUGAGACAGGGGACAUUGGAGAGAAGGUUGUGGAAGACAAGGACACGCCAACAGCGAACGUCAAGUCUGGUAACAGCCAGGAUCAACCUCAUUUCUCCGUCAGGGACAGGAUUGAUUACUGGCUUGGAUGGAUGGGGCCCGUUGCCGAUGAGCUCUAG